Trichosurus vulpecula (common brushtail) is the source of this 924-nucleotide messenger RNA. RefSeq names its product ankyrin repeat and sterile alpha motif domain-containing protein 1B-like. The record is from RefSeq and is a predicted model, not a curated record. The transcript is spliced from 4 exons. The coding region runs from base 1 to 924 and encodes 307 amino acids. Gene Ontology annotation, cellular component: cytosol. NCBI's taxonomy places the organism in Eukaryota, Metazoa, Chordata, Mammalia, Diprotodontia, Phalangeridae.
AUGUUACACAAAAGGUGCCGACCUGCAUUGGCAGAGGGAAUUUCAUCAUCCUGGAGUUCUCUGUGUCAGCAGAAUCCUAAGUCCCUUCAAUAUCCACAUGUGCUCAACACUGUACUGGCUAUUGGGGAUACGAAGAAGCACCUGGCAGAUCCCUGUCAACAGGAAGAAAAUGACCCUCCAGAGGACCAUGAUCCUGGGCAAUUUGCAGGCCUGCUCCAUGGAUCUUCUCCAGCCUGUGAGUCCCCUGAUAACCCACUUCGUCUCUAUAGCAAAGCAAACAUGUGCGGAAGAGCACAGGAAGAAAUUAGUUUGAUGAAUAAUCCUGUCCAUUAUCAGCAGCCUCCACCAGGAAAUAACCCAGGAGCUCCAGUAAAGAAAAUUAAGCCCAAAGUGGUUAGUAGAACCAUUUUUCACACAAAAAGCCAUCCAUUAGAAAAUCACACCCUUGUUGGCACAAGAACAGCAAGAAAUGGAACAAGAAAUGGGAAUGGGGACCAGUGGGGUGUUAGCACAGGAGGAUUCGUGGAGCGAGCCUGUACUCUAGGAAGGAUACGGUCUUUGCCAAAGGCCCUUCUUGAUUUGCAUUUGUCCAAAAAUGUUUCCAAAUCUGAUUCUGAUCUCAUUGCUUACCCAUCCACUGAGAAAACUUCAAGGGUGAACUGGAGUGAAUCCUCAACAACUGAACCCAGUUCUAAAGGGAAUUCUGAGAGGACUCCUUCCUUCACUUCUGAAUGGGAAGAAAUUGAUAAAAUAAUGAGCUCUAUAGAUGCUGGAAUCAACAAUGAACUCGAAGAGAUGAAUGAUGAUAUUACAAGAAGAAUUGGCAUAGUUGAAGUUGAGCUGGAGUCAGAAAAUCUGCCUUCCAGCCACACUUCUACCACUCGUGAUAAGUGGAACCUGAAGAAAGGCAUUAAACUUUUCUGA